GGAUGCAGCCGGAAGUGCAGCGUGCGUGCGGUUUGGUGGGUCGCUGUGUGCGCUCCGCGUGUGCAGCCGCGUGGGCCAUGGGGCGGCGGGCGCGGGGCCGGCGGUUCCAGCAGCCGCCGCAGCCUGAGGGCGAGGAAGACGCCAGCGACGGCGGCAGAAAGCGAGGCCAGGCGGGCUGGGAAGGUGGCUAUCCCGAGAUCGUAAAGGAGAACAAGCUCUUCGAGCACUACUAUCAGGAACUCAAGAUCGUGCCAGAGGGAGAAUGGGACCAAUUCAUGGAGUCACUCCGAGAACCUCUCCCAGCCACACUGAGAAUCACUGGGUACAAAAGCCAUGCCAAAGAGAUUCUCCAUUGCUUGAAGAACAAGUACUUUAAGGAGUUGGAGGACCUGGAAGUAGAUGGACAGAAAGUUGAAGUUCCACAACCACUAAGCUGGUACCCUGAAGAACUUGCCUGGCAUACAAACUUAAGUCGGAAAAUCUUGAGGAAGUCCCCGUUGUUGGCAAAGUUCCAUCAGUUCCUGGUCAGCGAGACUGAGUCUGGAAACAUCAGCCGCCAGGAGGCUGUCAGCAUGAUCCCCCCACUGCUGCUCAACGUGGAGCCACACCAUAAGAUCUUAGACAUGUGUGCAGCCCCUGGAUCCAAGACCACACAGUUAAUUGAAAUGUUGCAUGCAGACAUGAGUGUGCCCUUUCCAGAGGGAUUUGUAAUCGCAAAUGACGUGGACAACAAGCGCUGCUAUCUGCUCGUCCAUCAGGCCAAAAGGUUGAGCAGUCCCUGCAUCAUGGUGGUAAACCAUGACGCAUCCAGCAUACCUAGACUUACAGUAGAUGUGGACGGAAGGAAAGAGAUUCUCUUCUAUGAUCGAAUUUUAUGUGAUGUCCCUUGCAGUGGCGAUGGCACAAUGAGAAAAAACAUUGAUGUCUGGAAGAAAUGGACAACCUUAAACAGCUUGCAGCUCCAUGGCCUGCAGCUUCGGAUUGCAACUCGAGGUGCUGAGCAGCUGGCGGAAGGUGGCAGGAUGGUGUAUUCCACGUGUUCCUUGAACCCCGUGGAGGAUGAAGCAGUGAUCGCAGCUCUGCUAGAGAAGAGUGAAGGAGCUCUUGAGCUUGCUGAUGUGUCUGCUGAGUUGCCAGGACUGAAGUGGAUGCCUGGAGUCUCACAGUGGAAGGUCAUGACUAGAGACGGGCAGUGGUUUGCAGACUGGCAUGAGGUUCCCCAGGGCAGGCAUACACAAAUCCGACCUACCAUGUUCCCACCAACGGACCUGGAGAAGCUACAGGCAAUGCAUCUAGAGCGAUGCCUUCGAAUCCUGCCCCAUCAUCAGAAUACUGGAGGGUUCUUUGUGGCAGUAUUGGUCAAGAAAGCACCAAUGCCGUGGAACAAACGUCAGCCCAAGGUCCAGAAUAAAUCUGCAGAAGCCAGAGAACCCAGGGUAUCCAGCCAUGUGGCUGCCACAGAGGGAAAUCCCAGUGACCAGUCUGAGCUGGAAAGUCAGAUGAUAACUGGAGCUGGUGACUCAGAAACAGCUCACAACACUGAGAACACAGAGAGCAAUGAGAAGAAAGAUGGCGUGUGUGGCCCUCCUCCAUCAAAGAAAAUGAAGUUGUUUGGAUUUAAAGAAGAUCCAUUUGUAUUCAUUCCUGAAGAUGAUCCUUUAUUUCCACCUAUUGAGAAGUUUUAUGCCUUGGAUCCUUCAUUCCCGAGGAUGAAUCUGUUAACCCGAACCACAGAAGGAAAGAAGCGGCAGCUUUAUAUGGUCUCCAAGGAGCUGAGGAAUGUACUGCUGAACAACAGCGAGAAGAUGAAGGUCAUUAACACUGGGAUAAAAGUCUGGUGUCGAAAUAACAGUGGUGAAGAAUUCGAUUGUGCAUUCCGUUUGGCACAGGAGGGAAUAUAUACAUUGUAUCCAUUUAUCAAUUCAAGAAUCAUCACUGUAUCAAUGGAAGACGUGAAGACACUGUUGACCCAGGAGAACCCAUUCUUUAGAAAACUGAGCAGUGAGGCCUACAGUCAAGUCAAGGACCUUGCAAAGGGAAGUGUUGUGCUGAAGUAUGAGCCAGAUUCUGCGAAUCCAGACACCCUCCAGUGCCCCAUCGUGCUGUGUGGGUGGCGGGGAAAGGCCUCUAUUCGAACUUUUGUGCCCAAAAAUGAGCGGCUUCAUUAUCUCAGGAUGAUGGGUCUGGAGGUACUGGGAGAAAAGAAGAAAGAGGGAGUCAUUCUUACCAAUGAGAAUGCUGCCAGCCCAGAGCAGCCUGGAGAUGAGGAUGCCAAGCAGACAGCACAAGACCCCUGCGUCCCAGACUCCGUCCCUGGCUGUGAUGCAGCUGCAGCUGAGCCAUCCCGGUGAAGGAGUCUUCACACAAUGAAUUGGUACCAUCCGUUGUUGGAGAUCAAACCUAGAAUGUCCUUAGCCAGGGACCUGGAAAUGAGUGGUGGCCACAGUCUGUUAGGAGUCGCUUUUGCAGAGUGGAUACAUGUUUCUGCUGUUAAAGGCUAACAGCCUUUGCAGAAGUUCAGAUCCCUUGUUGGCCAGUAUUGACCUAGUCUUCUAAAACGACAGUAAAAGUCUACAAGUCUUUGGGAAGCAGCUCUAUCUAUCUAUGCUUUAAUACUUUCUGGACUGCACACCAGUGUGCUGUGCAGUCAUGCUGACACUGAGGUCUCAGGUGACUUCUGUGCCUUUGUGAUAAAGGGUGAGAUAAGCCAUCUCAGAGGGAAGGCUGGUGAAUCAUGACAGCAGUUUUGGGGACCGUUUGUGCUUAUCCUGGAGUUGUUUUAAGUGGGGUGGAGAUUGCUUGGGUCAUGAAAUAAAGAGCUAUUAUGAUCAUGUAUCUUGGCAUGAGACUUGGAUUUGCUUUUAGUUGGCUAAUGGGAGAGAAAAGCCAGCCCUCUGGUGUCUCAUACAGGACUUGAAGCUGGACUGUCAGCCGUGUUUCCCUCGCCCAGAUUCUCCCGGCAGAGUCCUUGCAGGAGCUCUUCCUUCCCUCUGUCUGUAAUGCAUUUUGUCCGCACAGUUGAGCAUCAGUUACACCAAUGCUCUUCCGGCCUCCCUAUAUGUGCUCUGAGCUAAACAGGCUACCUCUGGGAACUCAGCUGUGCCUUGCUCAUAAACGAUCAGUCCAGCUGGAUUUGAUGACUGUUUAUAUGCCCUGGGGAGGGUCAUAGGAGCCUCACCUAAAUGUCCAGCUGUGCCAUUCCUCAAGUUGUAUGUAACUCUUCCUUGGGGAGGGACCGGAGGAUACAGGCCAAAGAAGACCAGGGUGGGAUUCCAUCUCUGUGGCUAUGGGAAAGCUGUCAUCUGCUGGUUAAAGACUUUGGCACUGCCUUUGCAGGGUAGGGAAACCCAAGCCUCUGUAAGUAGCGCUCACCUGCUCUACAAGUAAGCCCAGAAACUCAUUGGUUCCCAGAAUGAAUUCUGGUAGAGCUGUGGAGUGUGGAUGAAACACUGUUGGGCUCUUAGGAGGAGGGGCAGACUUUGCUUAGUUCCCUGCCCGGGGGAGGCAUUUUAGCAGCAGUGGGUCUUUCCUGGCAUAGGUCUUACACUUGGACCUGACCUUGAGGUGAGUAGAUCAAUAAGCCGUAGCCAUUGCAAGUACCUCACUGUCAAGAAGACGGGUGUCAGCCUCAGCCAGUGCUACCCAGGCUGCCUCCAUCUUGUGACUCCUCCUCUUACAGGGUGCGGGUUAGUUACUUUGUAAAAUAUUUUUGGGCUUUUAAGUCUAACUAGAGCAGAUAGGCAGUGCAGCUAGGGCUUGUGUUACCAUUGGUUGUCACCUCGUGGUGACAGCUUUGCUUGUUGGCAGGCAGGUGUCUGCCAUUGUCUUCGUCCUUAUUUGUGUCUUACAGGGAGGUCUCCUAAGACUUGGUUCUUUUUCCUCAUCAGACUUCAACAGCAUCAGCAUUGUUUUUUGAGACAUGAUUUUGUUAAGUUUUGACCCUGAGAACCUCCUGCUUCAGCCUCCUAGGUACUGGGCUUCUCAGCAUGAGUUGCCAUGCCAGCUUUGGAUGCCGUCCUGUAGAGACCCCCUUAGCAGAUGAAACUUACUCUGAUUCUUGGUCAAAUCCUACUGGGAGGACAGGCCGGGUGGCAAUCCUGGGUGCCAUUCAUGCUGUGUGCUUUUCCCUUGGGUUCCAGAAUAUUUUAAAUGGUUCCAAUGAAUGCUUAUAGUGAAGUGUGUUUUCUUUUCAAUUUCAGUACGGUUUGUCUGAUUCCCAUAAGGUGCUGCUCUGUGGAAGUAAAGACAUUUGCCUAUAGGACUUCUUGGCCUUGCAUAAA
This is a messenger RNA of Mus musculus (house mouse), 4280 nucleotides long. RefSeq names its product NOL1/NOP2/Sun domain family member 2 (gene Nsun2). Gene Ontology annotation, biological process: tRNA methylation; mRNA processing. NCBI's taxonomy places the organism in Eukaryota, Metazoa, Chordata, Mammalia, Rodentia, Muridae. Gene Ontology annotation, molecular function: mRNA (cytidine-5-)-methyltransferase activity; RNA methyltransferase activity; tRNA (cytidine-N5)-methyltransferase activity. Gene Ontology annotation, cellular component: extracellular region; cytoplasm; nucleolus. The coding region runs from base 78 to 2351 and encodes 757 amino acids. The record is from RefSeq and is marked validated. The transcript is spliced from 19 exons.